CGGUCCCGCCCGGCACUUUCCUCUGCAAGAGGCGACCCGAGCGCGGCCGGCGGAUCCGUGCGGGACGCGGAGCCCAGAAACCGCGCGUCCGCGCUUCCCGCACACCGCCCGGCCCUGCGGGCCACUCCGCACCGCAGCCUCGCUCCUGCCCCGCGGUGACCGCAAAGCCUCGCUCCGUACCCGCUGCGUCCUCGCCUCGUCUCCUCUCCGCCCCCGCUCCGUCCAGCUCUGUCCCCGCUGCGUCCCGCUCCGUCCCGCGGUGUCCCAGCUGCGUCCCCACUCCGUCCCCGCCCGCCGAUCCCAGGCGAUGCCGCGCGGCGCCACCUGGGCGCUGCUCUUGGUCGCGGCCCUGGGGCUCGGGGCGCGCGGGGUGCGCGGCGCGGUGGCCCUCGAGGACUUCUACCCUUUCGGCACGGAGCGCGGCGAUGCCGUCACCCCCAAGCAGGACGACGGCGGCUCCGGACUGCGGCCGCUCUCCGUGCUCUUCCCGUUCUUCGGCGCGGAGCACUCCGGACUCUACGUGAACAACAACGGGGUCAUCUCCUUCCUGAAGGAGGUCUCGCAGUUCACUCCCGCGGCCUUUCCCAUCGCCAGGGACCGCUGCGUGGUGGCGGCCUUCUGGGCGGACGUGGACAACCGGCGGGCAGGGGACGUGUACUACCGGGAGGCCACUGACGCGGCCACACUGCGCAGAGCCACGGGCGACAUCAGGCGCUACUUCCCUGAGCUCCCAGGCUUCUCGGCCACCUGGGUCUUCAUAGCCACCUGGCACCGCGUCACCUUCUACGGAGGCAGCUCCUCCUCCCCCGUCAACACGUUCCAGACCGUGCUCAUCACCGACGGCCGGCUCUCCUUCACCAUCUUCAACUACGAGACCAUCACGUGGACCACGGGCACGCACGCCAGCAGCGGGGGCAACGCCACAGGCCUGGGGGGCAUCGCGGCUCAGGCCGGCUUCAACGCGGGUGAUGGGCGGCGCUACUUCAGCAUCCCCGGCUCGCGCACAGCGGACGUGGCCGAGGUGGAGACCACCACCAACGUGGGCGUGCCCGGGCGCUGGGCGUUCAGAAUCGAUGAUGCCCAGGUGCGCGUGGGGGGCUGCAGCCAUACAACCUCUGUGUGCCUGGCCCUGCGCCCCUGCCUCAACGGCGGCAAAUGCAUCGACGACUGCGUGACGGGCAGCCCCUCCUACACCUGCUCCUGCCUCUCGGGCUUCACGGGGAGGAGGUGCCACCUGGAUGUGAAUGAGUGUGCCUCCCACCCGUGUCGGAACGGCGGGACCUGCACGAGUGGCGUGGACGGCUUCAGCUGCCAGUGCCCGGCUGGCUUCGGGGGACACACCUGCGAGACAGCCCAACUUCCAUGUGACGCCAAAGAGUGUGAGAACGGCGGCUGGUGCCAGGCUGAGGGCGGCACCGCCGUGUGCGUGUGCCCGGCCGGCUACACGGGCGCAGCCUGCGAGACAGACGUGGACGAGUGCCGCUCCGGGCCCUGCCUGAACGGAGGGUCGUGCGUGGACCUGCUGGGGAAUUUCAGCUGCCUGUGUGCAGAGCCCUUCCAGGGACCUCGCUGCGAGACAGGAAACCCCCCAGUGUCUGACGCCUGCCUUUCGGCCCCUUGCCAGAACGGGGGCACCUGCGUGGAUGCAGAUGAGGGCUACGUGUGCGAGUGCCCGGAAGGCUUCAUGGGCCUCCACUGCAGGGAGAGAACCCCCCAAGACUGUGAGUGCCGCAACGGAGGCCGGUGCCUGGGGACCAACACCACCCUGUGCCAGUGUCCCCCAGGCUUCUUCGGGCUCCUCUGCGAAUUUGAAGUCACGGCCACGCCCUGCAACGUGAACACACAGUGCCCCGACGGGGGCUACUGCAUGGAGUACGGGGGGAGCUACCUCUGCGUCUGCCACACCGACCACAACGUCAGCCACGCACUGCCGUCCCCCUGCGACUCGGACCCCUGCUUCAACGGAGGCUCCUGUGACGCCCACGACGACUCCUACACGUGCGAGUGCCCGCGGGGCUUCCACGGCAGGCACUGCGAGAAAGCCCGGCCGCGCCUGUGCAGCUCAGGGCCCUGUAAGAACGGCGGCACGUGCAAGGAGGCGGGCGGCGAGUACCACUGCACCUGCCCCUACCGCUUCACCGGGAGGCACUGCGAGAUCGGGAAGCCAGACUCAUGCGCCUCUGGCCCCUGUCACAACGGUGGCACCUGCUUCCACUACAUCGGCAAAUACAAGUGUGACUGUCCCCCAGGCUUCUCCGGGCGGCACUGCGAGAUAGCCCCCUCCCCCUGCUUCCGGAGCCCGUGUAUGAAUGGGGGUACCUGCGAGGACCUGGGCACAGAUUUCUCCUGCCACUGCCAAGCAGGGUACACGGGACGCCGGUGCCAGGCAGAGGUGGACUGCGGGGCCCCCGAGGAGGUGAAACACGCCACCCUGCGCUUCAACGGCACCCGGGUGGGCUCGGUGGCCGUGUACUCGUGUGACCGCGGCUACAGCCUCAGUGCCUCCAACCGCGUCCGGGUCUGCCAGCCACAGGGCGUCUGGAGCGAGCCUCCCCAGUGCCACGAAAUCGACGAGUGCCGAUCCCAGCCGUGCCUGCAUGGGGGCUCCUGCCAGGACCGCGUCGCUGGGUACCUGUGCGUCUGCCGCCCAGGCCACGAGGGCGCCCACUGUGAGCUGGAGACAGACGCAUGCCGGGUGCAGCCCUGCAGAAACGGAGGCUCCUGCAGGGGUCUCCGAGGGGCCUUCGUCUGCCAGUGCCCCCCAGGCUUCACAGGAGUCCGCUGCGAGACAGAGGUGGAUGCCUGUCACCCCAGCCCCUGCCAGCACGGCGGCCGCUGCGAGAACGACGGGGGCGCCUACCUGUGUGUCUGUCCGGAGGGCUUCUUCGGCUACCACUGUGAGACAGUGAGUGACCCCUGCUUCUCCAGCCCCUGUGGGGGCCGCGGCUACUGCCUGGCCAGCAAUGGGUCCCACAGCUGCACUUGUAAAGUGGGCUUCACGGGCAAGGACUGUGCCAAAGAGCUCUUCCCACCAACGGCCCUCAAGGUGGAGCGAGUGGAGGAGAGCGGGCUGUCCAUCUCCUGGCGCCCCCCCGACGGCCAGGCUGCCAGGCAGAUGCUCGACGGCUACGCGGUCACCUAUGCCUCUUCCGACGGCUCCUACCGCCGCACGGACGUCGUGGACCGGAGCCGCUCCUCGCACCAGCUCCGGGCCCUGGCGGCUGGCAAGGCCUACAACAUCUCCGUCUUCUCGGUCAAGCGCAACGCCAACAACAAGAACGAUAUCAGCCGGCCCGCGGUGCUGCUAGCCCGCACGCGACCCCGCCCUGUCGAGGGCCUUGAGGUCACCAACGUGACGGCCAGUGCCAUCUCGGUGCAGUGGGCCCUGCACAGGAUCCGCCACGCCACUGUCAGCAGCGUCCGCGUGUCCAUCCGCCACCCCGAGGCCCAGGAGGAGCAGUCCACAGACGUGGACAGGAGCGCGGACAAGUUCACAUUCGGGGCCCUGCUGCCAGGAAGGAGGUAUGCCAUCUGGGCGACGGCCCUCACGGGGCUGGGGGUGCAGGAGCGUCCCACCGAGAGCCUGGCCUCGGCCCCGCUGCACGUGUGGACCCGGCCUCUGCCGCCAGCCAACCUGACCGCCGCCCGAGUCACGGCCACCUCUGCCCAUGUGGUCUGGGACGCCCCCGCUCCGGGCGCCUCGCUGGAGGCGUAUGUCAUCAAUGUGACCUCCAGCCAGAGCACCAAGAGCCGCUCCGUCCCCAACGGGAGGCUGGUGUCCUACACGGUGCGGGACCUGCUGCCCGGACGGCGGUACCAGCUCUCAGUGACAGCCGUGCAGAGCACCGAGGGCGGCCCGCUGCACAGCGAGCCCGCGCACCUGUACAUCAUCACCUCCCCAAGGGACGGUGCCGACAGACGCUGGCACCGGGAAGGACUGCCCCCGCGGGUGCUCAGAAACCGGCCACCCCCCGCACGCCUGCCGGAGCUGCGCCUGCUCAACGACCACGGUGCCCUCGACACACCGACCCAGGCCCCCAGGUUCUCGGAGCUUGUGGACGGCAGAGGACGAGUGAGCGCCAAGUGGGGCGGCUCACCUGGCAAACGGGUCACUGUGAGAUCACAACCCACCGCGCUGGUGCAGCUUGAGAGCGCAGAGGAGGCCCCCACGCAGGCCAGCCUGGCCUUCCAGCUCCCAGACCGCAGCGGUGACAAGGACACGGAUGGCGCCCCUGGCAACUGUUCAGAAAACCCCUGUCAGAACGGAGGCACCUGCGUGCCCGGCGUGGAUGCCCACAGCUGUGACUGCAGCCCCGGGUUCAAAGGCAGACGCUGCGAGCUUGCCUGCAGAAAGGUGCCCCAGCCCUGCACGCGGCUCUUCUCUGAGACGAAGGCCUUUCCAGUCUGGGAAGGAGGCAUCUGCCACCACGUGUAUAAGAGAGUCUACAAGGUGCACCCAGACACCUGCUUCAGAGAGAGCUGUGAGAGCACCCGCACCAGGAGAACGCCUGACAGGAAACGAAGCAACAGUCCUACACUGGAGAAAUCUUAAGCACGUCCCACCCUCUCCCGGCAAUUCCGCCCCCGUGACUCCCACCUCCCCACACACAAACUCUGUGGACGUCUUCACGCUGGCCUGGAAGCUCCCGGGCGAGAACACAGAGCCCCGGCUGCAGCCCGCCACCACUCCCAUCAACGCGACGACGUCACUGGGGACGCACAGGAGGCUGGCUGGCCCAGGACAGCGCCCCUCGGGCUCCGGACAGGAGCCAGAAGCCGUCCCCCAGGUGUGGGAGAGGUGCCCGGGGGACAAGCAGCCUCGCAGGCAGGGCCACCUCUUCUCAUGUGGCUGAGGGAGCAAAGGAGGCCUUGACGAACAAGCAGAAGAAGAGCGCCGGCCGGCACAGGCUGACACCAAAGAGCAUUCGCCACCGCAAGGGGAGGCGGACGCGGGGACCCGCAGGUCAGGCAGCUGUGUGUCAAACGUGCAAAGCCAUGGCAUUCGGCUCCCGUCGACCCAAAGGCACCCCCUCCCUCGUAACCUCCACGUCCCCAAAACAUGCACUGCAAGGCCGCACGCAGGGCACCCCCACAGAUACACUCUGAGUGUGAAAUAUUUAUAUUGCAGUAAGUCGUCUGAAAGAUAAUAUAUUUUUUAAAAAACUGAUUCAAUAAACCCGUUGCUACACAAACAACUCAAAAACCCUCAACUAAUUGUUAAAUUAUCAAAUACUGGCUUUUAAAGUACCCACUUUGGGGACAAUGGAGAAGACACCAAGAAGCAGGACACAUUCACACCCUCGCACCCAAGAACACGGUGCAAGAAUUCACCUCCAUCGAGGGCCCGGGGACAGCCCAAGCCUUCCGAGAUCCAACGUGUCACCAGCCAAGGGGAGCAGCCUGCAGACUUCAGAUUUAAGCUGCAAUGCUGCCAAGGGACCCCGACACGGGGGCUGCGGCAGUUCUCCACAGCCCACGCCACCCCCACUGCCCCGUCCCUCACAGUGGCAAGGGCCCUCGCGGUGGGCAAGAACUUCAGCUCCUCUGGGGGCAGCGACCCAAGAGCCCCAAGACACGAGAAGCCGCCGCUGGGAAGAGGAGCGGGUCCCACCGGCAUCCCCUCCGGCCCGGCCCGUUGCCGUCUCAGGAGCAGGAUGUUCUUGCUCCGCGGACCAACCUCGCGAGUUUCUACAGCCCAGGCAGGCGGGGUCUGAACCCGGACGGAAAAGGGCCCCCCGAGAGGCACAGUCCUGGGGGCAGAAGCCACGCCUGCACGCUGACCCGGCCGCCGUCUCUGGAGGGUGGCCUCUGCCGCGGUGAGUGCGCCAGGCCUGCCAUGCGGGGCUGUUCCCGGGGAGCUUCUGCAGCCCUCGGAUCCCGAAGUCAGAGAAAGCCUUCUCCCCGGGAGACCCAACAACCAAACCGAGGGACUGCUGCCAACAGCUCCCAGAGCAGAGCCACAGCUGAGGGGCAGCAGAUCCGGCACUCGGCCCGGCGCCCCUCCGCCAGCCAACAGGUUGCUGAUGCCGACCGUCCGCGGGCUGGGAUCCAUCCGAGAGCAGCCGAUUUUGAGAGAGACGACGAAGAGUAGCGCUGAGGCGGAGCUCAGACACCUCUCACCUACGCCCUUUUUGGUCAAGGUCAGAGAGUAAUUACUUGCGGCUUCGCGGACCAAACGGUCACUGCAGCCACGACUCGCCCUUCUUCAGCUGAGGCACAAGUGCAGCCAGGUGCGUGACUGACGGCGCGUGGCUGUGUUCCGAGACAACUCGAUUUACAAAAAACAGGCAGGGCCAAGCCAGCCCACGACCACAGCCGGCGGUGCCCCGGUCUCUGAGGUCGCAGGCUUCAGCCUCUGCAGGGAACGCCAGCCCCUGGUGCCAAGUCACACCAAGGCACCAAAGGCCUCCCAGGUUCCACGGAAGCCCCGCUCCAAGGGCAGCAAGGGCUCCUCCCUGCAAGCCUGGACGCGGCGGAGGCGACCGCGGGGCAGACAGACUGGACGCCGCUGCGAUCUCUUCCGGUCCAGGCUCGAGUCACGCUGGGCUACCGGGGGAGAAGCAGCGUCUUCCCAAGCUGAUCGCGGUGACCACCCGCCGCCCUGCUCUCCAGCCCGCCGCUCCACAGCACCAGCUUCUCCUGCAAGAAGCUAAAACCAAAGAAGCCAAGCCCACCUGUAUCCUGCUGAGCAUCUCAACAGCUGACCCAAAGCAGGGCUCAAGCCCGGCCGGGCGCCUCCCUGGCGCCGCCCAAGCCAGCAUUCCAGCCACAGACAGCCCCUUCCUCGCCUCUUUGAGAGACACUCUCUGCAGAGUUCUGAGGCUUUUCAUUUUUACUAAAGUUUUGCGUGCACAGAUCUGCGUAUUUUCAGAAAGGAGGCACAGCCAUCCAGAGACGUCUCCUCCGGCUUCCAGCAGGUCCCCCGUCUCCAAGGCCCGCUGGGAGGACGCAGGGUUCAGCCAGGGCUCUGAGGCCGAGAGAAUGGAGAGAAAACCACACACACACACCCACACACACCCACACCCCCACACACACACACACACACACACGGCUGCCGACUCCCGCGGUGAUGCCGGGACCUGCCGCCGCCGCCGCCGUGAGGGAUACGGCACCACGAGCAAACGGCAAGAUCGCGGGAAACCACUGGAAGGAGGGGAAACUGCCGCCAGGUGAAUGACCUCGAGCCCUCAGCACGAGGCAGACAGAGCGCGUUCCCAAGACACGGCCACUGAAUCCCCAGCUUGGCGCUGUGCUGUCUUGUCAACCCGUUCUGAUGGCCUCUAAGUUAGAUUCCUAGUAAAAUGACUUCCUGACGCUGCAAGUAUUGUAACUCAUCCUUCCAGCAUUACAAACGAGCCACUGCCUUUUUUGACAUGGCUCCUUAAAAGUCUGUAUCGUCCUUGGAAAGAGCCCGAGCCCACCCGGAAAGACUGACGACGGGAUCCGAAAGUUGUCAGGCACAUGGUUCUGUGUCACCACGAAACGGGGAACCGUGCGCUGCCAACUUAGCCAAGUGCUGAUCAAAAUCUGGGUCGACUAACCACGUCAUUGAGCUCAGACUGAAGACUGUUCGUCCCAACAGAGCCCAAGAGCAACAUCCCAGGUUCCAGGCAGGUGCCGGGCACCCGGAGGCCACAAAAGGCAAGAACACAUGAACACUGAAGUGCCUUCGCCUUCGAGCCCCCCUGCCCAUGGCUGACAAAGACAGUACUUGCACUGGCACACAGGCUGCGACAGGUGCGAACAAGGAAAGCCACGGAGCCCUGCUGCUCGCCCGCCAGCGCCAGCCGGCCGCGCACGUGGCGGUUCACCCAGCUGCCCUUCUUGUGCAGGAUGCAGCUUUCUCUCCGCGCACCCCACGCUCGACCACGGGCCCGGAGGAGGCGAAGGCCUGCACCUCGGCGCCGAAUCCCCACGCCAAACGCAGCUCAAAUCGACCGCGUCCAGGACGGAGGGGAAAGGAACUCUAAAAAUCAGCUCUUCGCUUUGCUUGGAAAUAGAAUUGGCAAUAAGCCCAUUUAAAAGCUUAUGUUCUCAGAGGCCACACGGGCACGCUGCACUGGUCAAGGCCCCCACGCAGGGCUGAGCCUCGGCACUGGGGACACGUCGGGCUGGCGCCUUGCGGUGGGUCUGUCCUGUGACGGGAGGACGCUCAACAGCAGCCCUGGCCUUGACCCACAGAGCCCAAGGGCACGUGCUCCUGGUCCUCGCGGCCAGAGAGGCCCCCGGAGGAUGCCCGACGUUCUCUGGGGCCAAGAGCACCCCUAACUGAGCAAGGCUGAGAGGACGUGCACGGCCUCUUUGAGGAGAACGAGGCCGAGCUCCCGCAGUCUCAUGAAGCGUUAAAAUACCGCAGAGACCCGAGUUCUGGCCACAACCCCGAAGGCAUCUUCUGCAGCACCAAUCCUUGUGCCAGUUCCCCCAAGGAAGGGGUUCCCAGAACACUCUAGGGCGCCCUCCCUCCCGCCAGUGGACCCCUGGCUCACAUGCGCUUCUGCCCCCGACCCCAGCUCACCCACCCUCCUCAGACGCACGGGGCUCCCCCAGGGCACGUCCCCACCCCCCCGGGGUCAGGCAGAGCUCCCCGGGGAGACCAAGCCCAGGCCCCGAGCCCCGCCCACCCGGUGACCCUGGCGCCUGCUUUCCCCUCUGGUCUCAGAAGUGCCAUCUGUGCGGUGUUCUGGCAGCUCCACGGCGGCACUCCGACGCUGCCAGAGGGUCGGGCCGACAGGAGAGGACCCGCGGCACAGGAGCUGGCACGAACGCAGACUCCCUCGGAGCUCAGCAUCAGAUACGGACAAGCAGCCGCGCCUUGCUGGCAUUGAGAAGCCGUGCAGAACAAGGCCACACGUCGCUCGUCCGCCUCCUUCCACGCUGCUGUACACUGAGUGCAGCUACGACGCAAUGAGACGUGCAAAUUCAAAACCUGAGUGUCUCUGUGGACAACCUGUUCCUUGUCUCAUAAAAUAAAGUGCUGCAAUGUCCUAA
Messenger RNA from Phacochoerus africanus (Common warthog), 8988 nucleotides. RefSeq names its product sushi, nidogen and EGF like domains 1 (gene SNED1). Gene Ontology annotation, cellular component: protein-containing complex; plasma membrane. The transcript is spliced from 32 exons. Bases 308 to 4552 code for a protein of 1414 amino acids. The record is from RefSeq and is a predicted model, not a curated record. Gene Ontology annotation, molecular function: calcium ion binding; protein binding. Gene Ontology annotation, biological process: establishment or maintenance of epithelial cell apical/basal polarity; heterophilic cell-cell adhesion; cell-matrix adhesion. NCBI's taxonomy places the organism in Eukaryota, Metazoa, Chordata, Mammalia, Artiodactyla, Suidae.